AUGGUGUAUGCUGACGUGAAACGCUGCUUGACCUCGCCUCUGUUUUCCACUCCACUCUUUCUUGAAAAGAGAGCAACCAACUCAUUUUUCCCCUUCGCCGUCAAAUCAGGUCUUCGUCCUGAAGGGGAUGGAUCCACUCUUGUUAUUUUAUCUUUUGACAAAGUGUGUCGACUCUCUGGGCGUUUCGUUCUCAGGCGAGCUUACGUUUCUUUAUUCUGGACCUACAAGAGAGAAUGCACGAAUGAUCUCUUGUACUGUGUUUUACGGUCUUUAUUGACGUAUCUCACUGGCAGUUUCCUGCGCAAGUGUCCAGACGAGUUGGGUGUGGCUGUGUGUGAUGCGGUGUGGAAACCGUUGAUCUAG
Messenger RNA from Phycomyces blakesleeanus NRRL 1555(-), 363 nucleotides. RefSeq lists its product as hypothetical. The transcript is spliced from 2 exons. The coding region runs from base 1 to 363 and encodes 120 amino acids. The record is from RefSeq and is a predicted model, not a curated record. NCBI's taxonomy places the organism in Eukaryota, Fungi, Mucoromycota, Mucoromycetes, Mucorales, Phycomycetaceae.